UGUCAAAUACUUCAUGUCCUAUUAGUUUAAACAAAUUAGAAUGACUGUAUAGAUUAAAGCAGAGACAAAAUCUUGUCUAAAAUGUUCAGUGUAAUUUGGUUGAGCAAACAUUUCGUUACAAAAUGCUCUUUUCAUACUGACUUGAUUGUGCCGUACUGUCAUGGACCAGCGAGACGUUUAAUCACAACAAUUUCGGUUAAAUCGAACCAAGAAUUUCAAACUAGCAUUAGCUAUCUGAAGGAUGAAAAUCAAGGCAAAGUGAGUGCUUCAGAGAAAGAUUAUCCUUCUUGGCUGUGGCAAUUGACAUAUGAAAAGUAUUCAUUGGAUGAACUUGAUGAACAAAACAAAAUAUAUCAUCGAAUUCGAAGAAAGAUGAAAUUAAGAAAUGAGAAUGAAAGAAGGAAAAUGAAAAGAUUUUAAUAACUUUUAUGAUUACUUGUUUAUAAGUUUUAGAUGUACUGUUUUCAUUAAAAUUAUACUUUGGCCCAGCCAUCUGAUAUAAGGCAGCUAAAAUUUUAGGUGAGUAGACAUCAAUCCGUCCAACUUUUUGCUUUUCCUCUUUUCUGUUAAGAUUGUGGGCAAACUCUCUCUUCUUUCACUUUAUCUCAUAGUAGUAAUUUCUGUGCUGAAAAGUCCUAGUUUGAGCGUUCGCAUUGGUAUCUCGUUGUACCACUUUUCUGGGCUUUAUUAAUAAUUUGUUGUAUAAAUAAAAAGUUAAAUUCUUCUAUAUUGAGGUCCGAAGGGAGAGGAUUAUCAACUAAUGAGUCCUUGACCCCUCCUCCCAAUCCUUGACCUCAUUAAUUUUAUUUUCAGGAUUUUUAUUUUAAAAUUUAAAAAUUUUAAAUCAAUGUUGCAGUUUACACAAGCAACACAGCAAUUUACUUCGAUUAUAAUUGCGACAUGUAUAAUGAUUCUCUUACAAACUUUCUAAACACGCAAUUUCCGCUAUAUAAUUGUUUUUGUGAGAGAACAAAUCUUUUCAUACGAACUGUUUUUGAAGGAAAAUAUCUUUCUGAAAGUAUAAACGAGUAGAAAUCGUUUCAUUUACGUUGUCCAGGUUUUAAUUUUAACGUUGACAAUAUUCGACGAUCAGAAUUACAUAUCUUGCAUGCGCAUGCGUUUUCGAUUUUUGAUUCAUUUGCACCACUUGUCCGGUGUUUUGUGACAAUUUGCUGUAUAAGUAGAAAGCCGAAAGCUAUGUUUAUGAGGUCCGAAUUGAGAGGGGUAUGGAAAGAGUUAACUAGACUAUUUGUAUGAAAAUGGAGGACCAAAAAAAGAAAUUGAAGCCAAGAAAAAUAAUUGGCGCUUGUUAACUUCAUCCUUUCCUGACAUAUAAAUGCAGUUCUUACCCCUCUCAUGCACCUUGACCUCUUUUCUUAUUUCUUUCUUUUCUCUUCAAUUUAUAUGUACAACACGACGAAAUUUUUGCUUGUUCCAAAGCUAUGUUUUUAAAGAAAACGAUUCAUGUUAUUGAAUUGUUAUUGCGAAAUAAGUGAUGAUGUUUUCCCAUAUUUUCCAUCUAUGAGCAGCUCAAACGAAGAUAGUUCAUUGAGCGAACCUACAUUACGUGUUAAAAGUUACAAAAAUAUUUCUACUCGAAACGCUUCAGAAGAACUAGAAAAGUAUAUCAGAAAUUUUACAAAUGAUGUUCAAGAGCAAACAAAACAGACGCCGGGAACAUUUGGUUGCUACGGAAGCCCAAAUGAGCUUCUGUUGUCAACGAAGCCUCGAGUUUCUUCUUCACCAAAGGUAGAAGGAAUUUUCGUUGAAAAACAUAGAGCAAUGGAAAAUGAUUUGGUACGAUGGGUUAACGAUUCUUAUGUAAAAGAUUUAAAAAGAAAGAUUGUGCCUUUUGGUGAAAGCAGUAUAUCAAGUUUGGAGGAUGCAAAGACAGUUACAGAUCAUGAAUAUCUAGAAGGAGAUGACAAACAUCAACAUGAUGAUUCAAGUAGUCUUAAUGACAAAGAUAUGGAGCUGUCAACUCUUCCUUCUCCAAACAGUGUUUCUGACUUUGAAAGCAUUGCUGGUAGCAUCAAUACAGAUAUGCUAGUGAAAGGUUUUUAUAAAAACACAAAACAAGAAAUUCCUCAUCCCGGAUGGAUAAAUGAAAUUUUGGAAGCUAAAGACUAUCCCAGCUGGAUUGAUGAUAUUCAUGAAAGCAAAUAUGGAAGUAAAAUAUCACCUCCAAGAAUGCAUCCAAGAAGAAAAGAAAGAUUUUCAAGGUCUUUAUCUCCAUCCAUCUUCGAACAACAACUCUUUUCAAGUGAUCAGUCUUUUCCUCAAGUUGCUUUAUCACACAAGACAAGAGAUGACGCAAAAGUUGAUGUCCAUUUUUGAUUGUAAAGAAGAGGUUUUUAGGAAAAAAACUAUUCAAAAUGCUGCAUCCUAGUGAAUUGAAUAUAAUUGUUUAUGCUGCCAGAAAUUUGAAAUCAAAGAAAAAAGAAGGUCAAACAAGUUGUUCAGUCUCAUAAAACUCAUGGUUCGAAUUUUUUGAUUACAAUCGAUUAUAUUUGUUCAAUAGCGAAUGUCGCCGAAUGCAAACGAAAGAGCCUGCUAUACCAAGCUUUCGUCCUUUGCGGUGUUUAAGCUGAUAUGUCAAAUACUUCAUGUCCUAUUAGUUUAAACAAAUUAGAAUGACUGUAUAGAUUAAAGCAGAGACAAAAUUUUGUC
Molecule: messenger RNA, 2670 nt
Organism: Xenia sp. Carnegie-2017
Lineage: Eukaryota; Metazoa; Cnidaria; Anthozoa; Malacalcyonacea; Xeniidae
Exons: 6
Coding region: 1465-2337 (290 amino acids)
Source: RefSeq, a predicted model, not a curated record